Messenger RNA from Hypoxylon trugodes, 1054 nucleotides. RefSeq names its product cytidine deaminase-like protein. The coding region runs from base 401 to 952 and encodes 183 amino acids. The record is from RefSeq and is a predicted model, not a curated record. Gene Ontology annotation, molecular function: catalytic activity. The transcript has a single exon. NCBI's taxonomy places the organism in Eukaryota, Fungi, Ascomycota, Sordariomycetes, Xylariales, Hypoxylaceae.
AUUUUGGGCGCUGAUAAUGCACUAAAGGUUACCUGUAGAAUAGGGCUACAGCAGGUUAGAUUAUCGACAGAGGUCUUUUUGAAGGGUUCGGUCAUGUGCCCUGAGUGGCGCUUGCGUAUCUACCAUAUGUAGUAUCGGAUCGAUCCGAUAUGUGUCACACCAGCAGGAACUGAGCUCCGAAAUCAGGUCGUAUGCAGGCUUUGGGGUAUCACAAGUGCACCAUCCUCUGAAUAAAUCAACGGAGCUACUCCGAAAAAGGUCUUUCUUAAUCCUAUUCAAAGUCAGCUAACUAGUUUCAUCUAUUUUCAAGUUAUGAUCUAAGCACCCAAUCUACACCUACGAAAUCCCAAGAUAUCUACCUACUUUGACCCAUAGGUCCUUGUUGUACAGUUCGUCUGACAUGGCCGUAGCUGAGGCUUACCCCACUAUUGCCCCAGGCGAUCAUAAGGCAUUCAUGGAACAUGCUCUCGAUGCAGCACGACGAGCGCCAUCCGGACCUGACAAAUUCUGUGUGGGCGCAUGUCUAGUUGAUGAAGACACUGGCAAGAUUCUUUCGACGGGAUAUUCACUAGAACUACCUAGUGACAGACCCGGGGACCCGGGUCGGGUCCACGCCGAACACUGCUGCUUCGUCAAGAUCGCUGAUCAACAUGGUGUCGAAGAAACGCGCAUCGGCGACGUCUUACCGACAAACACUGUUCUGUACACCACCAUGGAGCCUUGCAACAGUAGAUUGACUGGGAAUAAGCCGUGUGUGGAGAGGAUUCUAGGUCUGAGUGGCGCUAUAAAGACAAUCUACGUUGGAAUCAGGGAGCCGGACACAUUCAAAGUCGUGAAUUCCGGUCAGCACAGAUUGGAAAAGGCGGGCAUCAGAAUGGUUUUUGUGGAAGGGGAGGGGUUACAGGAUCGGAUUCUGGAGGUUAGUAUGACAGGGCAUGGGAAAAAGCAAUAGAAAGGGCCUAGGCACCUAGCUAGGUACCUGUUAAAGCUAUCAAUUUUGAGAAAGAUCGCCUGUAUUUGUUGUGUAUAGCGCAUCUUACGCCUCUGGACCUAA